CCGUGCGCUGUCUGUCGAAGUCGCGUCUGUCGCGUCGAUGUCCGCCUGCCCUAUAUACAGUUUGCAAUGCAUUGUACGCAUAUGUGUUUAAGACUACACAAAACUUCACAACACACGGAAAGACGCAGAUGGGACUGCCCUGGAAUAAAACACGAAUUUUUAAUGUAGAUGUCACUUUUUUGCAGCUUCCCGGAUUUUAUCAGAGAUGACAAUGUAUUCGACACUAUUAUCGACCUGGCAAGCAAAUUUCAAUCCGUUAUGAGGAUGACAGUAUUUGGAAUAAAGCCACAUAUUUGUAAAAAACUGACUGGGAAUUAAUCCGAAUUUCGAGUUGUUCGUCAACACUGCCAAUAGCCAAUACUGGAGGAAGUUAAUGUGGAUUAGAACCCUGUGCAUUAUUGAGCUACAUCGCGUCGAUAGGAGCAGACGCUAGACGGUCGACGACGGCGAGCUGCAUUGCAGCUGGACCGAGCCUUCGCCUUGCCUGGAAAUGGCAGGGAAUAAGAUCAAAUCCAUUGUCAGCAAAAACAAAAUAAGGCUACGAGAUGGAAAUUUUGAUCUUGAUCUCACAUAUAUAUGUCCCAACAUUAUUGCCAUGGGAUUCCCAGCGGAGAGCUUAGAGAGGAUGUACAGAAAUGAUAUGGAACAUGUAGUCAAGUUUCUGAACUCACAUCAUCAGGAUCAUUACAAAGUAUACAACCUGUGCUCAGAGAGGAAUUAUGAUACGUCGCGAUUUGAUCAUCGAGUGGCCCACUAUCCAUUCGAUGAUCAUAAUCCUCCUAGGAUAGAACUUAUUCGGCCAUUUUGUGAAGAUGUCAUGCAGUGGCUGGCCGAAGACAAAGACAAUGUGGCAGCCAUUCAUUGUAAGGCAGGCAAGGGAAGGACAGGGGUAAUGAUCUGCGCCCUGUUACUCCAUCAGGGUCGGUGUCUUACGGCAGCAGAAUCCAUGGAAUAUUAUGGCAAGAUCAGAACUACAGAUGGAAAGGGAGUUACCAUUCCAAGUCAGAGGAGAUAUGUACAGUACUACGGGGAGCUGGUGAAACGCAACACACUAUACAAAACACAAACGGUACUUCUGAAACGCGUGCAACUCUAUACGAUACCUAUGAUGAGCAGUGGAACAUGCUGCCCUUUCUUCACGGUCCACCAACACAAGGUCAAAAUUCAUACUCAGGAAGCUGUGAAGGGGGUCAAGAAAGGGCUGAGCUGUGUUGAGUUUGAGCUGCCCCACGCAUUGCCCAUACGAGAUGACGUGAAAAUAGAAUUCUACCAUAAAUCAGGGCUGCUCAAAAUGGAUAAACGGCUGAUGUUCCACAUGUGGUUCAACACGUACUUCAUUGUGCACCCAAUCCAACCCGACAAGGACUACUUCGGUCAGGCGCGAUCUCACUCCAGGCCCACCAGCACGGUCUCCUGUCCCUCACCCGACCAAGCGAGAGCUCCCUUCGCCGAGGAUGAGAUGCUGAACGGAGGGGAGGAGUUUGUCUUGGAGCUGCACAAAGACGAGAUAGACAAGGCCAACAAGGACAAGACAAACAAGGUCUUCUCUCCAAAUCUUAAGGUGAAGCUGUUCUUUGCAAGAGGUCGUGAGGACCAGGUACCACCCACACCGGAGCCCAGCGAAGGCAACCUUAGUCCUUCGCAGAGUGAGAAUGAUUUACUAGAUGAUCAAGACCUUGAUGAUGGGACAGACUCAGGAGAUGAAGAUUGUAUAUAUGAAACCAGUGAGUCUUCAGUCGUAUGAUAGCGGAACUGUUCGGCGGCGGCAGAUUAUUAACUAUCAGUACAAAGAAAUAUUCCAUGUAUAGAUAGAAGCGGAGAGAGGAGGAUCGUAUAUUAUUGUUCUUGAUAGACUGAUUACCGUACCUAGGGAAAGAGGACACAAGAAAGACUUUGUAAUAGUGGACAGGGUGCUUGUACUUUGAAGAGACAUGGCAAAUGAACUCUAAGAUUGUGCAUCUCUGAGGGAUGUUAGGAUCCUUGGUUUUCCCCAUCUUAACAAGCCUGUCUUGAUCAGAUGAGUAGUUCCUCAGUGGUACCAUUACAGUACCUCUCAUUCAGAUGAGUAGCCCCUAGGUGGUACCAUUACAGCCCCUCUUGAUCAGAUGAGUAGCCCCUAGGUGGUACCAAUAGCGCCCCUUUUGAUCAGAUGAGUAGCCCCUUGGUGGUACCAUUACAGCACCUCUUGAUCAGAUGAGAAGCACUUUGAUGGUACCAUUACAGCCCCUCUUGAUCAGAUGAAUAGACCCUGGGUGGUACCAUUACAGUACCUCUUGAUCAGAUGAGUAGCCCCUGGGUGAUACCAUUAUAGAGCCUCCUGAUCAGAUGGAUAGCUCUUUGGUGGUACCCUUACAGCCCCUCUUGAUCAGAUGAGUAGAACCCGGGUGGAACCAUUACAGCCCCUUUUGAUCAGAUGAGUAGCUUCAUAGGUGGUACCAUUACAGUACCUCUUGAUCAGAUGAGAAGCACCUUGGUGGUACCAUUAGAGCCCCUGUUGAUCAGAUGAGUAGCACCUUGGUGGUACCAUUAGAGCCCCUGUUGAUCAGAUGAAUAGACCCUGGGUGGUACCAUUACAGUACCUCUUGAUCAGAUGAGUAGCCCCUGGGUGAUACCAUUACAGAGCCUCCUGAUCAGAUGGAUAGCUCUUUGGUGGUACCCUUACAGCCCCUCUUGAUCAGAUGAGUAGAACCCGGGUGGAACCAUUACAGCCCCUUUUGAUCAGAUGAGUAGCUUCAUAGGUGGUACCAUUACAGUACCUCUUGAUCAGAUGAGUAGCACCUUGGUGGUACCAUUAGAGCCCCUGUUGAUCAGAUGAGUAGUACCUUGGUGGUACCAUUACAGUACCUUUUGAUCAGAUGGGUAGCCCCUGGGUUAUCCAUGUAACGAUACCACAUUACACGAUGACCUUUCAAACCCUAAGGCGAUGCCGGCCCCCACCACCCUGAUAAAUGAAAUAUCUCCAACCAACUGGAGUGCUUUGCAUGAGGAAUAGAUGCCAGUAUUUUUACCUUCUUCAUUUAAAGUACUAACGCAGUUUUGUGAAAGAUCAAUGAUCGCAUAGUUAAAACAAUAUGAGUGUGAGGCAAUGUUUAUUACUCGGAUUACCAUGAAGUUUCUAAACAUCUCAGUAUUUUAUGUGUUUAUUUUUUGUUCUGUGAAUAAUCAGCAGAAUGGGUUUAAAUUUACAACAGUACCUAUGUAGAUAAAUACUGUCUCACGAGAGAGAGCAAAAUCCAAGCCCAUUUUUUGUCAGAAUUCAUUGGAAUUCAUAUUUCAUGAAUAGCUGUAAUUCAUUUUUUUUAUCCAACUUUUAAUCAGUUAAUUAUCCUUAAUCAAUCUUUUUUUAAAUAAAUGUUAUGAAGCACAUUAA
Strongylocentrotus purpuratus (purple sea urchin) is the source of this 3370-nucleotide messenger RNA. Its product is annotated as phosphatidylinositol 3,4,5-trisphosphate 3-phosphatase and dual-specificity protein phosphatase PTEN-like. Gene Ontology annotation, biological process: phosphatidylinositol dephosphorylation; phosphatidylinositol 3-kinase/protein kinase B signal transduction; protein dephosphorylation. Gene Ontology annotation, molecular function: phosphatidylinositol-3,4,5-trisphosphate 3-phosphatase activity; protein tyrosine phosphatase activity. The transcript is spliced from 9 exons. The record is from RefSeq and is a predicted model, not a curated record. Gene Ontology annotation, cellular component: cell projection; nucleus; plasma membrane. The coding region runs from base 491 to 1744 and encodes 417 amino acids. NCBI's taxonomy places the organism in Eukaryota, Metazoa, Echinodermata, Echinoidea, Camarodonta, Strongylocentrotidae.